GUCGCGUAACAAGCCACCGCUCUCAUCUUCGGAGUUUGGCCAAGGUCCGAACCGCGAGCGACAAAGAGGGCGGAGAUAACGGCCAGCAGCCAGCGCAUACUACCUACGUACCUACUUACUAGUAGUUAGCGAGGGCUUGGCCGGUUGAGCCUCACCCGCACGUUGCCCUCUGGUUUUGAGGAAUCGGAAAGAUUGUAUCAUUAUUCCUUGGUAUGACCUUAGUCAAGCCCGCGCUGCAAGCCGUGCAACCACAUACAUCAAGUUCAUCACCACAAGCGUCAGAAACAUGAGCCAGCUUCUCGUGAUUUUUGGCGCGACCGGCCAGCAGGGCGGUUCCGUGGCGAACAUCGUCGCCGCAAGCCCGGAGCUCUCCAAGCGCUUCCGGGUUCGGGGUGUCACGCGGGAUCCGUCCAAGCCUGCAGCGGAUAUGCUACGUAUCAAAGGGAUUGAGGUCGUCCAGGCCGAUCUGGACGACGAACAGUCGAUCCGAACCGCCGUCGAGGGCGCGCAUACCGUGUUCGGGAUGACCCGCACAAUCUAUGACGAGGAGGCAAAGGAAAGGGAGGUACGCCAAGGCAGAGCUCUGGCCGACGCCGCGGUCGCCGCCGGUGCACAGCAUUUCAUCUGGAGCACCCAGUGCCACGCCGAAACUGUCUCAGGGGGGCAGUAUCCUGUCGGCUCAUACGACUCCAAAGCCGAGGUGGAGCAGUAUAUUCGCAGCCUACCCAUCAAGAGUUCCUUUUUCGCCGCCGCAACCUUCAUGCAGAACCUUAGCGGUAUGAUGACACCUCGCCCCGUCGGUGACGGUACAUACGCCAUCGCCAACAUUGUCUCGGGAGCCGCAAAGUUCCCUUGGAUUGACGUCGUGGAGGACUCCGGUAAAUUUGUCGGCGCCAUAUUGGCCACUCCGGAGAAAUACUAUGGCAAGGUUCUCUAUGCCGCCUCGUGCAUUCAUUCUCUCGACGAGGUUGCCGCGAUGAUUGGCAAGAGCACCGGCAAGACGGUCAACUACACCGUCAUGCCUGAGGAGAAGUACCGUGGCUUCCUGCCCCCGGUGGCGGCGGAUACCAUUGUCAACAUGUUCUUGUAUAUCCAGGACUUUGGCUACUAUGGCGCCGAAACCGAGGAGCGCGUCAAGUGGUCGGGCGAGCAGGCGCUGGGCGACCUAACCAGCAUGGAAGAAUUCGUCUCUAGGGCUAUCAAGCUCGAGUGAAAUGUGGUUGGUGAGCUGGAUGUAUACACAAAGUUAGGGAGAUCAGGUAGCUUCUUUUUAAUGCAGUCCUAAUUUGGCA
This is a messenger RNA of Chaetomium fimeti, 1292 nucleotides long. RefSeq lists its product as uncharacterized. NCBI's taxonomy places the organism in Eukaryota, Fungi, Ascomycota, Sordariomycetes, Sordariales, Chaetomiaceae. The transcript has 2 exons. The record is from RefSeq and is a predicted model, not a curated record. Bases 287 to 1213 code for a protein of 308 amino acids. Gene Ontology annotation, cellular component: nucleus.